Suillus bovinus is the source of this 1755-nucleotide messenger RNA. RefSeq lists its product as uncharacterized. Bases 1 to 1755 code for a protein of 584 amino acids. The record is from RefSeq and is a predicted model, not a curated record. The transcript is spliced from 11 exons. NCBI's taxonomy places the organism in Eukaryota, Fungi, Basidiomycota, Agaricomycetes, Boletales, Suillaceae.
AUGGAGCCCAAUGCUUACCAUAUAGGCUAUGUCUAUACUCCAACCUCUAGGCUGAAUCGCGAUUCCGCAGAACUUCACGAAUGGUUCGGCGACACAGUUCUCGAGUUUUCCGACAUCGAUAACACAUACGUCAAAAUUGCGUAUGUGCGAGACGAGCACGAUGCCAUGCAGAACCCCAAUUUGAUGACCAGAUAUCCCGUCUACGUGAAUGCAGAUCAAUAUCCGACUGUCUCACCAAUGUCUUUGGUUGUGCCUAACGGAUGGAAACAGGUGGCUGUCUACACAGACGUUGACCUUGUUGCUCGGAAGGUGCUCCAGGUUGAUCCAGUGAGAGGGCCUUUCUCAUCACGGCAAAGCUCUAUAUUUGGAGAAAGCGAGCAUUUUAUGUCCACCUUGAGUUCUCCCAGCGAAGUACAUUGGAUGGCUGACACAAAUUCCUUGAUGCUUGGCGCUGGAGCGCCCUCUGAAUCUGAUGAUCCAGCACCCAACGUCCGAUUCACCUUUCUCCAGACAGACCCUAUUGUUGUUCCAAUGAACAAUCCUUUGCCUACUAAUCAGGAACCACUCUACGUGACUUGCUGUCCGCAAAUCUUUGCACAGGGUAUCAAAUAUGACAAUGAAUUCCUGAAAACUCACUUUCCGUUGGCCUACGUCUCGAUCUCCGAUGCCAAAAUUAUGGCUAGAAAUCAUCUUAAUAUCCGCCCUCACGAUGUUGGCCCCUUCAGGACGUACUGUGCGCAAGCCAUCACCGAGAUGAUGACCGUCGCCGCUAGCACCGGUCAUGUGGCGGAAUCAGGGCUUCGUUGUAGCGUAACCGGCUUCACCAAACAACUGAACCUUCAAUGUUCGGAUGCCGUCAAUCUUGUAGCUGCUGAGCGAAAAUAUUUCAUGAGGUCUUUGAAGAGCUAUGCGAUCGCCUUCGUCGACAGCCCCCAAAAAGAGCCUUUGGGGGGCUAUAACAUUGAGGAAAUCGGCAUGACGAUACCUGAAUACAUCAAGAUGCUCACCAACUUGACAAACGCGAACGACGCUGUGACUUCAAUCCGGUUUACAUGUGACAAUCAAGGGAGGCCAUAUCGUCGGGUGGCUAUCCUUGUAUUACUUGCGCACCGUUUGUUGCGCCCCCUCGUGAACCGCGCUCAAUCCGAGUCGUUAUUGGAUCUGUUCCCAAAUGAUUAUGAUACCUUCCCGGAAUACCUGCUCGCAUCCAUUUGCGCAAUGUUGGCGAUGAUAAUCAGAACCCGCUUCCCUGGUCAAAUCCGAGACAGGUUUACUACGCAAGCAUUGCUCGAUGAGGAGGGUCAUCAACUGGUGCUCUUCAGGACAUUCCGCAACAGUGGAGAUCCACUGGCCAUCGAGUUAAAUGCCUGGCUCACAGACUCUGUUGGGCCCACUGGCUGGCGUCAUGAUGUGCGUCAAAUCGUACUUGCCGAAGACCCGCCAAGUACGACCCCUAACCUUGGGCUAGCCCAAGGACGUCCACAGACCGUUGACGACACAAGCUCUCCCUCGACACCUAUCGAGGACAGAAACAGAUACAAGACGACCACUCCCUGGACACGCAAGUUCUCUUGGGAGCGCGACCCGAAUCAGGAAGAUCCUGACGAAGAAGAGGUAGACGGACAGUUUAGCUCUCCCACCUCACCGACAGAGCAGUACCACUCAGACGAGGGACUGAACGACGAAGAAGAUCUAGGAAACACUCCGACUUCUGAAGAGGACUUUCCAGACGAAGUACCUCCCCGAAAACACUAG